Molecule: messenger RNA, 2028 nt
Organism: Chara braunii
Lineage: Eukaryota; Viridiplantae; Streptophyta; Charophyceae; Charales; Characeae
Source: the annotation of a GenBank genome assembly
ACUAAGCCCUAUACGAAGGAGGAGGAGGAGAGAUGGUCGCCAUCCUGCAGGAGAGAAAGGAGAAGGAGGCCAAGAAGAAGGCCCUCCAGGAGGAGCGGGCGGCCAAGUUGAAAAAGAUAGAGGAGGAGAUGGCUAGAGAAAAAGAGAGGUUGAAGAAGGAAGAAGAGGAGAGGUUGAAAGAGAUGGAAGAGGAAGAGAAAAAUGAAACACCACUGCAAAGGAGGAACGGGCAGUACAGUGGCAGCAAGGAUGAAGAGAUGGAGAAACGGAUUUUGGAGUGGGUCGCUAACUUAUCCCUGGGCGAACAAGAAGAGGUAACUAUGUAUAUCCCCAAGGAUGAGCAAGAAGCCGCUAUGAAGAAAUGGGAAGCAGAAGAAGAUGUUCUGAAGCGGCAGGCGAUGGAAGAUGAAACGAGGAUGGUGUGGAAGCUCGCAAUGAUGAGGGAGAAGAAAAGAAGAGUGGAGGCGGCGAGUGCAGCAAUGCAGGAAUUGGCGAAGGCCCAAUUAGUCGGCCUCUUCUAUCGGGCUAUGCCCGAAGCCUUUCAAGGGCAGUUCUUCGCGAAGAGCAAAGAUCCUGCCACCACUUAUGAUUCCCUUAGCCUUGAAGUGGUGGCUUUCGAGGCAAAAUCGGUGUCACUUUCUACCUUCUGGCACAAAGACCUCGACAAAGGAAAGCAAUGGAAGGGCCGCACUAUCUCAGGGCAAGUAAAGACCAAGGAUAACCUUGUCCUUACCUUAGAUGAAGGUAGGGUGGAAGAGAUCCCCUACGAGCAGAUUGAGUGGGGGUUAGAGGAGGAGGACAGCAAUGUGAGCCAGGGGAGGACUUACGCUGCUGUCGCGGCUGGAGGGAGGCCGCAAGGAGGAGGACGAGGCCAGGGCCAAGGGGGCCGGGCCUCAGGGAGCCGGUUUCACGGCGAUCAGGGGGUUGGCAGUAGAGGAGGAAACCGCCACGCGGGAGGAAGGGGUCAAGGUCCCCCGCAAAACCAUCCUAGGAAUAGGUCUCCCUAUAGGGUCUUGGAGAAGCUGAGAGAAGCUAACUUCAAGAUCAAUGCAAAGAAGUGCGAUUGGGCGAAGACCCAAGUCUUAUAUCUAGGCCACGUCUUAGACGGAGACCGCGUUAAGCCAGAAGAUUGUAAAAUCGCAGCGAUUAGAGAUUGGCCCACUCCACGUACGCUGGCAGAGUUGCGAUCGUUUCUGGGCUUAGCUAACUACUGUAGGAAGUUCGUGAGGAACUUCUCCACUAUCGCUGCGCCCCUUCGCAGACCGCUCAGGAAGGAGACAAUCUGGAAGUGGGAUAAGGACUGCACAUCUGCUGUGAAGAAGCUGAAGCAGGCAUUAAUAGAAUAUCCAGUCCUUAAGGUAGCCGAUCCGUCCUUACCCUUUGUCGUCACUACGGAUGCUAGCCAGUACGACAUAGGCGCACUGCUGCAGCAAGACGAUGGCAAUGGUUAUAGAAAUGUAGAGUUCAUGUCCGCUAGGAUGCCUUCAGAGAAGGUGGCGACAUCUACCUAUGAGAGGGAACUCUACGCUCUCAGGCAAGCAUUAGAACACUGGAAGCAUUACUUGCUCGGGAGGCAUUUCAAAGUCUAUUCCGACCAUGAAACAUUGCGAUGGUUAAAGACGCAGGCCAAGAUGACACCUAAACUUACUAGGUGGGCCGCAGAGAUAGACCAGUACGACUUCGAGCUCAAGCCAGUCAAAGGGAAGUAUAACAUAGUUGCGGACGCUCUGAGUAGAAGAGCUGAUUACUUUGGGGCCAUAGUCCAUUACCUAGAUAUAGGGUCAGACCUACAACAGAAAGUUAAAGAGGCGUACGCGCAGGACCCCAUCUAUAGUGAGCUCCUUAGGAGAAGUUAAGGAAGCCCCAGAGUCCGAGCCAUGCUACCACACUACUGAUGGGUUCUUGUUUGAGAAGACUAAUGUAGGAGACCGUUUGUGCGUCCCCAACAGUGAGGAGAUCCGGAGUUUGAUCUUGGGGGGAUGUCACGACACCGAAGGACCUGGCCUCGAAUGAAACCUGAUUGCGUCG